Symbiodinium necroappetens is the source of this 660-nucleotide messenger RNA. The record is from the annotation of a GenBank genome assembly. NCBI's taxonomy places the organism in Eukaryota, Dinophyceae, Suessiales, Symbiodiniaceae.
AUGGCUUUUCCUGGAGCCGAUGGCCAUCUGUGGCAAUGCACGGUAGGCCAGCCCAAGGUGCGCAUCCGCGGGCCGCAGGACUUGAAAGGUGUCUGCGUGGAGGCAGUGGCAGAUGCCGAAGUCGAUGAGACACUGUUGGCGGAGGUGCCCUUACUGGCCACCCCACCCUCCUCGCCAGCGCAGCGGAAACGCGUAGAUGCUUUUUGCAAGACGCUGCCCGAGGACACCAGGGAAGACCGUUUGGUUGCACUGCUGACUAGACGCUGGAUUCCCGUCCUUUGCGCCUUUGCCGAUGCGCCGAAGGAUACCCAAGAAGCCGUGUUGAGCUUGCAGUCGGACUUUGAAAUUCCUGAGUGCGGCAUGGCUCUGGCGACGGACCGCGUGGCCACCGCUUUAAGCCUUUGCGGAGUGUGCUCGGGCACGAUACCGAAGUCCAUCUCCCGGUCAAAGCUCUCCCGGGAGCGGAUGCAGGAAGUGCUGAAUGUCAUGGUCAUCAAUGCUGCAGACACUCUUCCAGACGGCGGCGAGGCCGUCUUCUGCAUCGGGGCCCUCUUCGAGCACUCUUGCGAACCCAACGCCUGCUUCUACCUCAGCUCGGGGGAUGCCUCCCUGGCUGCGCGGCUGGGGCUCAAAACCUCGGCGAAGCGAAUCUGGAUAGGG